Messenger RNA from Venturia canescens, 2474 nucleotides. RefSeq names its product carnosine N-methyltransferase. The record is from RefSeq and is a predicted model, not a curated record. Gene Ontology annotation, molecular function: carnosine N-methyltransferase activity. Bases 349 to 1536 code for a protein of 395 amino acids. Gene Ontology annotation, cellular component: cytosol; nucleus. The transcript is spliced from 7 exons. Lineage: Eukaryota; Metazoa; Arthropoda; Insecta; Hymenoptera; Ichneumonidae. Gene Ontology annotation, biological process: carnosine metabolic process.
CACAUGCCUCCAGAGGGCGAUAGCCAAUCAAGUAAGUCGGAGGCGAAGAAGAAGACGACAACAGGCGUGCACCGUUAUUCCGUGCUCGUAAAAUCUUUUUUAUACCACGUUUGUGAUAAUUGUGCAUAAUAAAAACAGAAUAAAAAGGGAUGAUAAUAAAAAUAAAAUAAAGCAUCGUAUUUGCACACGAGUUUUGCGACAUGCAGUGAAUUCGCGCAGCUUCCCGCAUGAGAGGAAAGAGCGAAUCAAGUGUCCGAGUCAUCAUUGACAAAAGGGCCGGAAAAAAAAUACUAACGCGUUUAUGAAAUAAAAUUGAGUAGACGUAAUUGUUUUUUUAAAUUAAAAAUCAUGGAUUCGAUGGCCUAUCCGAAAAGAAUGCAAGAUACCUACGAGGACGAGGAAGAGAGAAAACACUUUCAGCGUAUCGUUUCGGCUUUCAAAUAUUACAAGACACACUCGUUACAGCGAGUCAAAAAAACUGAGUCAUAUCUAUUAUCUUUGCCGAUGCUCCAUCAAAAAUUAUUAUCAAAAUACAGGGAACAUCUGCAGGAAGUAAAAAUAUGCAUCGAAAACAAUGAUGACAUAAUAAAGUUGAUAAUAAAGGAUGUUUCGCACAUAUUCGAAAACGUCAGUCCUACCAGUUCCCACAAUGAAAGUACACUGAAUCCUCGGCCGGUAUUAGCUGAUCAAGAAAAAGUACAGGCGACCAUCAAACAAUUGGUAAGAGAUUGGAGCGUCGAGGGCCAGGAUGAAAGAAACUCUUGUUAUCAACCAAUUAUAGAUGAGAUAAUCAAUCAAUUUCCAUUGGACUAUUGCACAGCGUCAGAAAUCCAGGUACUGGUUCCUGGUGCUGGACUCGGUCGUCUAGCGUAUGAGAUUGCAAGGCGUGGUUACACUUGUCAAGGAAAUGAGUUUUCUCUGUUUAUGCUCUUUGCUUCACAUUUCGUUCUCAACAAAUGCAGAGGAAUUAAUUCUUACAAAGUGCAUCCAUGGGUGCAUCAAUACAUGAAUAAUCUUGGCGCUGGCGAUCAAACUCAAGCCGUGCAUUUUCCUGAUGUGAAUCCCAGUGAUUUGCCAGAAAAUGUACAAUUCUCUAUGACCGCUGGGGACUUCUUGGAAGUAUACAGAGAUCACAAUUACUGGGACUGUGUCGCAACGUGUUUCUUCAUCGACUGUGCCAAUAAUAUCGUCCAAUUCAUCGAAACGAUAUACAAAAUUCUCAAGCCUGGUGGUGUUUGGAUUAAUCUUGGUCCUUUAUUGUAUCAUUUUAGUGAUAUGCCAACCGAAGAUUCGAUAGAACCGAGUUACGCUAUUCUUCGUGAAGUUAUUCAAGGCUAUGGCUUUCAUUUAGAGAAAGAAGCAACCCAUGUGAAGACACGUUACGCACAAAAUGUGAAUAGUAUGUUGCAGUGUGAAUACAAUAGUGUUUAUUUCGUAUGUCGAAAACCAAGAAGAAGAUCGGGAAGUCCGAUCGGAGAUAUUAGAAACGGCAUGGAAGUAUCAACAACGAAUGGUUCCCAAGAACAGGAAAACUAGCGAUUCCCCCACCUCUAUAUACGAAACAUGUACAAUGCGUCUCGUGAUAAUCGAACGGAAAGAAAUUCUAGAAAUACCAACACGAAGUGAACACGAUUAGAUAUUUAAUGAGUAAAAGCAAAAAAAAAGUAAACGAAACAAAGAAAGAUUGAAGAUAGAAGUCAACGAUUCAUAAUAAUAAAUAUUAAUUGUACACAAGAAAUUUGUAGGAAAAUGUAAGUUGUAAAUACGACAAGAUCGGUUAGUCUCGAGAUACUGCAUAGAGAAUUUAUAUACGAAUUUGUAUCGUAUCUUAGUUUAUUCUCGUUCUCUUCAUUCUCUUUUUCCAUCCUUCCUCUCUUUGUCUUAUUCUCUCGAGUCUUCCGUUUCGCUCUUUAGCCAUUAUUAAAUUGAUGGAAAUGUUAUACUCGUGCGAAUUCACAUAUUGCACAUUGUCGCAACGACGAUCAAGUUUUUUUUCUCCGAGUCAGUAACUAUGAAAAAUUUAUAGGAUUGAUAACUACAACAGUGCCUUCAGAGAUGCUCCAAUAGCAAUUCAACGCGAAUGACUAAGUAAAAAUAGCUCUCAAGAAAAUUGUUUAUCGACGCUCGAAUUUCGUUUCGUUGCUUUGACGUUGAAACUGGGAGCGAUUUUUCGUUUGGUUUUAUGCGACUUCCUCUAAAAUUUUUCCUCCCAUUCUCACUAACGAGAACAAACGACUGUAGAACUAGGAUUUUAUGUGCGUAAAAAUGAAUGAUAUUGUUUAUAGGAAAUGUAAUUGAAGGAUGCGAUGAUAAAGAAAAAUGAUAUUGUAUGAAUUAUGUUUUAAAGUGUACAAAGCAAAGUUAUUGUUGAAGUUUGUAAGUUUUGUUGCGUUGAGGAUUAUGGGUGAAAAAUUACGAGGAUCAAAAUAUACUGCACGAUCUUGGAAUCAGCAAAAUAAACAAAUGUUCAUGGA